Molecule: messenger RNA, 4640 nt
Organism: Haliotis rufescens (red abalone)
Lineage: Eukaryota; Metazoa; Mollusca; Gastropoda; Lepetellida; Haliotidae
Product: leucine-rich repeat-containing protein 74B-like
Exons: 14
Coding region: 291-1673 (460 amino acids)
Molecular function (GO): protein binding; calcium ion binding
Source: RefSeq, a predicted model, not a curated record
UACGGAAAGGGACGAGUGGUGACAAAUGACCAGUAGCGGGAAAAGCCGGGCGUACUCGGAUGUACCCACACACCUAUGACGUUUUUCGCGGGAAGUAAGAAAAUCGUGUCUGAACCUUAGACGCAGUGACGGUCGUGUUUGCUGUUGCCAAGCUCACUGAGAAGUGUCAGUACACGGUCGUUGUUCCCCGUUGAUUUAGCUCAAAGAACCUCAGUGUAUGGGACGAGAAUAUACUGGGUAGAGCCACUGUCAGCCUUUUGAAUUUUUCUUGAAGCAAAUGGUGCAAGAGGAUGUUUCUUCGGAAUGUUCGUCGUCCACAGUCAGCCCAAGUUUCCAAUGAAUGUGAUUCUCAUGCAGCAACCUUUAUCCAGAUGGGGGACAGCAAUGGAUACAUACGACCAUGGACAGCACAUCCUAAAGUACGGUCAGAGGUUUCACCAAGGAGAAUACCAAGACAACAUCUUUGCAAGUCUCACAUGCAUGUGCCUGGCAGAAACACAGAAGCUCACAUUGAUACUGUGUCAAAAUUGAAUUUCCAAAGCUAUGAAAACCUCCAUGAUCUCGGAGACACAGAAGGAUUCGGUAAACCUGGUACCGAUGAAAAUCCAAGAGUGACAACAGGGCCUCAGAUAUCUCAGGAAGAAGGUAUUUCACAGGGCACCCGUCACCUUUCAUUCGAAAACUGGGUAGAUGGCUCACCCGUGGAUUCUGAGGAAUAUGACACUGAUGUUGAAGAAGAAAAGAAGCCAGUGUCUAAGAAGAGCAACCUUCUCUCGGACCCAACUGGCAUUUUUACAUAUGAAGAACAGUGCCAGAAACAUGGUUGUGUACCUAUAUCGUAUUUACGACGACAUUUGAAUAAGAGGAAUAUCCAUAUGAGACAUCACUACCUUGGUGGUCUUGCAACAAAACCUGUGGCUACUGCUCUCAAGCGUAACACAGUAACGGAGCAUGUGGACCUGGCAGACAACUGUGUUGAGGGAGCAGGGGCAUACUACCUUGCUGACAUGCUCAAAGAAAAUAUGUUCAUUGUAUAUUUGAAUUUGGCUAAUAAUUUUAUCCGGUCAACUGGAGCAGCAGCAUUUGCUGGAAUGCUGGAAGUGAACACCACCCUGAAGACACUGUCACUGGCAGGUAAUCAGCUGCAAGAUAGAGAUGCAUGUAACUUCGUAGAGGCUCUAAAGAACAACAUGUCCCUGACCUGUCUGGACCUUAGUCACAAUGAGUUUGGAGAGAAGGGAGGAGAAAUGAUUGGCUCAGCAUUGAAUGCCAAUGAUGGUCUGACUGAUGUGGACCUCAGCUGGAAUGCUAUUAGAAACAAGGGUGCAGUAGCCAUUGCAAAGGCUUUGAAGACAAAUGCAACCUUGGAGGUUCUUGACCUGUCAUGGAACGGCUUUGGUCUCACUGGAGCAGAAUCACUUCAACAGGCUCUGCAAGUGAAUACAACACUUAAAGUGUUAGAUCUCACUAACAAUCGCAUCAAUAGUCAAGCUGCAUUGAAACUAGCUUUGGGAUUAAAGAAAAACUUUGGCCUGGAAACACUUGUGCUGAAUAUGAACCCACUGGGAGAUAAUGGUGUGGAAGCCAUCUUAAAGGCUGUGGCAACACAUGACAGUCUCAGAUUGCUGUCAAUGGAGUGCCGUGGAGGCUUGCAGACAUUAAUCAGAAGAUGAGGAUGGUUUGCUUUCAUGCACAUCAGUUGAGUGCAAGUGGAAAGUUCCAAGAAAAAGGAAGUUGGAUCCAAUGAAAUCGGAUGACUUGAACCUGAUGUCAAGUGGCAGGAAGAGUGAACAAAAAGGUACUGAGACUACACAAGGUACUGUCGGAAUACAGAAUGGAACAAUCAACAAAAGAUCAAUGUGUCCCCACAGCAACAUGCCGCAGACAACAAUAAAUCUCACAAGAUAUAAGAAGAAGUUAGUUGGUCAUGAAACAAAAAGUAAAUGUGGAUAUGUUGUUAAUACAUCUACUGUUACUCAAGCUCCUGAACCUAUGCCAGAACUUCCCAAAAUACCAUGCAUUGAUCAUUGUAUUCCUGACUAUGUUGAUAUUAAAUCCCCAACCUGUCAAACUACCUUUCAAAAUCAGAAAAGUAUGUGAGGUCAAUAGAGAGAAUAACAAGAGGACAACAUAAAACAGUUUUGGAAGGAAACCAGAUUGGAAAGGAUAACAAGUUCACAGUUUGGCAAAGUAUUUAUCCGACAGACAUCUCCAGCUCCAGAUAGACUUGUAUGUCACCUAAUGGGAUAUCGGGGCGAAUUUGGUACCAGACAUACCAGAUGGGAACUUUCAAUUGAAUCGGCAGCAAGGAGGCAGUGUAGCAACAAAAUGGCAGGUCUUCAUCCACAGUUGAAAGUGUCUCAGUGUGGACUAAUUGUGAAUACAGACUACCCUCACCUUGCGACUAGCCCUGAUGGAUUUGUUUCAUGAACAGAUUGUAGCAUUAAUCAACAUGGCUUAGUAGUAAUUAAAUGUCCAUCUGUUUUCAGAGACCUAACACCAGAAGAGGCUGCAUCAAAUACAAAUUUCUUCUGCCAUAUUGUGGACAACAAUGUGACUCUUAAAGAAAACCAUGCAUUCUACUUUCAAGUACAAGGACAGGUGGCCUUGACCAAAAGAACUUGGUGUGGACUCUCAAAGGGAUAUCUAUUGAAAGGAUCACAUUUGACGAGGCUAAGUGGCAUCAGAUGGUCACAAGGCUUCGCAGUUUCUGUCAGCCAUUAUUCCUGAAAAAUAUACCUGACGUGUCCAGCCAGGUGUUUCACCGUAUCAGAUUGACUGUUGUACUACCAUCUUACCAGUUGUUUUAUCCUAAGCUGACUCAGUCGAGUCAAUUCAAUGUUUCACUCAAUACGAUAUCAUACCUUUCUUUGAUAGUCAUAGAUACUUACCAUUCAGUGAGUGAAAUGUUACUUAACACCGCAUUUACGGCGACUGACCAUUCAGAUAGUAAGUCUUAAGCUUAGACAUAGGAUAUCUGCUUCUCCUUGUAAUUUCUUGAACCAUUCUAUUAAGCCAUAACAUGUCAUUUCAAGACGUUACAGAAAAUAUGUUAUGAUAACAUGGACGACAUGAUUAAAGAAAAUUGUCAAGCGUUUUUUUCUUUUAUUUUAAGUUAUUGUUACAAAAAUUAGUAUCAUGGGACUAUGAUCCUGCUGUCACAGCUAAAACAUGAAGUUGUUUAUCCAUUUAUAUGAAGUGUCAUGAUUAUUAUAUCACUGCUUUGAUUCAAUAAGUAAAACAAAAAUAGACAACCAGUAGGUGGUCAUGUCAAUAGUCAUAUUUUUCAAAGUUCAAAUUUUUGAAGAACAUAUGUUGAUUAUGUAUGGACAAAAAUAGACUUAUUUGGCUCAAUGUAUUUAAUACAAAAUUGUUAUCAUGAUACCAUGAUUAUGAAGUUUAACUAUUUAGCAAGGAACUGUCAUCAAAGAAGUAAUUUUCAUCAAUUUCUUGGUCAUGAGGAUAAAGGGGAGGAAGCAGAGUAGUCAAAGCUUUACAGAUUUUACAGAUUUUGUUCACAGAUUUUGAAAUUGUAAUUGUAAUUACACACUGCCAAAUUCUGAAAUUCUUGACACAUUUCAUGUGAGUAGUAUAGACAAUGAUGGUUCUACCCCAACCCCACUGGAGCCAGAUUUAUACCCAAUACUGCUACUACAGAGGUAAUUUUUUAUGCAAAAAUGAUGAUGCGAUUCAACAAUCGUCAUAAGACUAAACUAAAUUGUAAUGAAAAUGUUCUCUAUUAUUUCUCGUACACAUACCAUUAUUUUAAACAAAAGGAUAUUCAACAUUUUAACUAAUGUAAGCAGGAUACGACAGGAAACAAUCUAUUUUUAAUCUCCAACCAGUUCUUUGGUUUUGGCACGUUUGGCAUGGAAUAAUUGACACGCUUGUUGUCUCCCCUGUUCUAUGAACUUUUUUUUUUUCGUCAAAGCUAAUACAACUGGUCUUAUGAGAAUUGGAUCGAAUCUCCUGCUUUAUUGUAUUGUAUUUGGUUAGUUCUGACAACACUAAACGAAACUCCUCCUCGGAUAGACCAUGCUGUUGAAAUAUGAUCCUCAAUGCUAUUCAACUUUGCUUCAGCGAGUAUCAGAAUAUUAUUAUGUUUUAAUGCUUUCUUUUGCAACUUACGAGAAAUAAAUUUUAUUGCUAUUCCUGCCAGUCCUGAGACUCCGGCUGCUACUUCCAUACCAAGUACGAUAGGCGCAGCGAUUAUAGUUGAUAAUAAACCAACACUGGACACACCGAGUCCCAUAUGCCAGCUGUUACAAGCGCAAUUUUACUCAGAUCUGAGAAAUAGUCUUAUACCUAAGUAUUACCAUUCACAACCUUCAUUUGAUAAAUUUUGCACUCUUAUGUCUUUCCAAAAUGAACAUGUUAUUAAUAAAUUAGCUAAAUAUAUUUUUCUUGCUUUCAAGAAAUGACAACAGUUUUUCAAAUGUUUGCAAUAAUUCAAUUGUUUCACUAUGUAUACCCCUGAUAUUAUUUGGCGCCUGCGAUUGUUGUAAUCCACUGUAUCCAUAUUGUAUAAUGGGCCGGUGGCCUCUUUACUGAAAUAAAUUCAAUCACUCACAAGCGCUGUGUCAACUCCAUCGAGAACAUUCACAGCUCUGCGAUACUUUUUAUACAAUCCAAGUCCAAAC